GACAUUCUUGUGCAGAACACAAGCAUGUGUACAAACAUGGUGUUGGAGUCACUCUCAUCCUUAUUUAUUCAUGUAUUGUGGUGUGGUCUCCCAACCCCCCCUUCACUGGCACUCCUUGCAUUGGGCUUGCUUUCCACACACACGCACACACUCUCUCUCUGUCUCUCUCUCUCUUACCACACCAAGCCUUAGCCAUGGAUAUCGAGCAGACGCAGGAUGGGAAGAGCAGCCUAAACAGCGGCUCCAACCCCGACCAUGCGGUCGUGGAGCCCGUACGCUCGCGAUGGACCCCAAAGCCGGAGCAGGUACUCAUACUCGAGUCCAUCUUCAACAGCGGCAUGGUCAAUCCGCCCAAGGAGGAGACGGUCAGGAUCCGAAAGCUGUUGGAGAAAUUUGGCGCGGUUGCCGAUGCCAACGUCUUCUACUGGUUCCAGAACCGGCGGUCGAGGUCUCGUCGUCGCCAGCGCCAGCUGCAGGCUGGCCUUGCGGCCGAUCCGGGUGCUGCGGCGGCGGCCUCAUGCCAUUUCGGGACCGCGGUGUUGCAGGAACCAGCUUCAUCGUGCUCCUUUGUCACUUCGCCCAGUAGUUCUACCGGAGGCUUCUUUCCUAGCUCUUCUUAUGCUUCUUCUUGUUCUUCGUCCUCCUACGCUAGCUUUGUGGGUGGUGACAGUGUCGAUGAUCUCUUCUCGAUCUCUCGCCACAUGGGCAUCGCAAAGAGCACUCAGAAUCCUUUCGAGUGCUGCUCUUCGGAUGCCCCGCAGUUACAAUAUCAACCAGGGACGAUCGUGGUGUUCAUCAAUGGGGUCCUAUCCGAGGUGCCGAGGGGUGCAUUUGACUUGAGAGCAAUGUUUGGUCACAAUGUGAUGCUUGUGCACUCUUCCGGAGAGCUUCUUCCUGUCAAUGAGUAUGGAUUCCUAAUGCAGAGCUUGCAAAUGGGUGAAAGUUACUUCUUGGUUUCUUCACCUACUUAGCCCGACUCCCAUUACAUCUGCCCUGGCCAAGAGGUGGUAGUUCAUAUCACUAGCCACUCGAAAGCAUGUAUACGGACGAAGCUGUUGUACAAUUGCACUGGUAACAAUCGAAGUACUGAGGACUUGCUGAUCACUGAAUUGAGGCCAUCAUUUGAUGUCCAAAUUAGUAGUUACCCUAUGGAUAGAGAUAUGUUGUCAUCCUGCACUGGUGUACUCUAGGAGGUUGUGGCUUCAAUGGAAAUUGGAUUGAUAAAAUCAGAAUAAAUUUGUAUUUUGUGAAGCUGAUUGAUGGUGCUAAAUCUUCAAAUUGUCCAUAUCUGUGCUAGUUUAGAAAGAGAGGCAGAAUGAGGGACACAUGAGACAGUAAU
Musa acuminata AAA Group (dessert banana) is the source of this 1339-nucleotide messenger RNA. RefSeq names its product WUSCHEL-related homeobox 11. Gene Ontology annotation, biological process: adventitious root development. The record is from RefSeq and is a predicted model, not a curated record. The transcript has 3 exons. NCBI's taxonomy places the organism in Eukaryota, Viridiplantae, Streptophyta, Magnoliopsida, Zingiberales, Musaceae. The coding region runs from base 195 to 971 and encodes 258 amino acids. Gene Ontology annotation, molecular function: DNA-binding transcription factor activity; DNA binding.